Molecule: messenger RNA, 1007 nt
Organism: Cucurbita moschata (crookneck pumpkin)
Lineage: Eukaryota; Viridiplantae; Streptophyta; Magnoliopsida; Cucurbitales; Cucurbitaceae
Exons: 2
Coding region: 389-805 (138 amino acids)
Source: RefSeq, a predicted model, not a curated record
ACUUUUGCUCCAAAUCUUGGCAUUCAACAAAUAUCUCUUUGGUUUACGCCUCUUCUCUCUGUGAUUCAUAUGGGCAGGUCUUCAAGUGACCUUCACCACUGUUUCCCAUAUCCCAAUCCUUCUUAAAUCUUCGUUUCAUUCUUCACUUUCAAUCUUCUUUCAAAUCCCCUCUUCAGAUCAUUCCUUAUGCCUCUGUAAUUUCCCCUUCUUUUCGCUCUAAUCCUCAAUCCAUGAACACCCACAUGGAAUUUUCUCUGUUCUUGUGAACUUCUUUUCGUUCUUCAACAGAUUCACUGUAAUGGGUCCGUUUCAGUGAUUCGUAUGGCCUUCGUUUCUUAUCAGUUGCAAUCUGUUGCAUGAUUUUUCUUUCUUGGAGUGCUUAAAGAGGAUGGGUAGAGGUCGGGGAAAGGGGAGGAAGUUUACCGUGACGAAUCACGAUGAUGCUGGAAGCGGUGAGGAAGAGAAGAUCCCUGCACAAAAGCGAAGGGGAAGGCCACAGAAGCCAUUGAAGGACGAGAUUGACGAGGAGGAAACCGAAAAGAUAGAAGACGACGACAGCGAGAACGUGAAAGGCUGUGACAUUGUGAGCAAGGAGAUGAAAAGCCCACCUGCAGCAGAGAAUGGGAAAAGAAGGAGAAGAAGCUCACAAGUGAAAGAAAAGCUCGAUCCAGUCAAAGAUGAAAAUGGGGACGGAACACGGUCGAGCACCGAUGAAUCAACAAGAUCAAAUGGAUUUCGUCACAACGGAAGCAGGCGAAAAAGCAAGCCCCAUCGAGCUGCUGAAGCGGGCGUGAACUGCAGGUAAAACAACCUUAGUGAAUGAGGCAUAGAGAUGUCGUGAUAGAUUACCAUAUUUGCUGCGUAUUGUUAUCUCUAAAGAACUGUUGAAUUCAGUAUGAUCCACUGUGCUUGUUUUAUUAUUCUUUCUCUCUUCACCAUAUGUUCUUAACAUUACAACAGAAUGUUCUAACUAAGAAUGAAAUGGAUCAGCAUUCUUUACAAUGAUA